Messenger RNA from Gopherus flavomarginatus (Mexican gopher tortoise), 3544 nucleotides. RefSeq names its product coiled-coil domain containing 148 (gene CCDC148). Lineage: Eukaryota; Metazoa; Chordata; Testudines; Testudinidae. Bases 258 to 2078 code for a protein of 606 amino acids. The record is from RefSeq and is a predicted model, not a curated record. The transcript has 15 exons.
UGCUGGGAGUUUACACGGGAGUCAGCACGCUGCAGCCCUGACCGGGCUUGGUGACUGUCGGAGUCGCUUGUCUCGCUGGAAAAGUGAGGCGAGAGGAAAGAAAAUGCAUUGACAACGUGGUGCAAAAUCUAAAAAAGUUCCCACCCUCGUAGUGAAGUUUGCCCCAGGCCAUCCAUUUCUGCUAGUAACUAGGGGCGGGUGGAGGUCUCCUAAGAUACCAUCUAAGAAUCCAUCCUCCUCCUUCCGAUGUAAGAAACAUGAGUGCAAGGGACCAUCGAACAUUCAUUACAACUCACAGGACUAGUGACAUAGAUAAUCUGGUUGUUCGUAUGAAAAAUGGUCUUUUCAGCCAGAAGUAUAAACCUGUUGACUAUAAACAACUACAUGCACUUACUGAAGAAAAGAGAAAAGCAUCUGCUAAUAUACAAUUAAAGGUUAAAAGAGUAGAACAAGUUUCAAAAACUAAUAAAGAACAAAUGCUGCUGAAACAGCACCACCAGAUCUGGUGGCAAGAACACAAACGACUGAGUGAGAACAGACAUAAAGUGGAAGCAGAAAUGCAAACUCUCCUUGAUGAAGGGAGCCUUGAAUGUGAAUUUCUUUUGGAUAUAUGGGACUUGGCACAUAAGUUAUCAAAGGAACGGGAUACAUAUCAGACAAAUACAGUAGAUCCCAUCUGGCAACUGAGAGAGGAUUUGAAAUACAGGCUGUCUGAAAUGCAGUGCUACUCUUCACAGAAAUCCUCCAUGGAAUAUGAGUUCCUUCCAAUCAAGGUGUUAGAGCAGGUAGACUUUGUGAAGGAACAACAGAAAACAAUUUUGGAAUUACUUAAUCAAGAAAAACUGGCUUUGGAACAAGAGCUUGAAGACUGUAAGGCUAAAGUACUAAUAUACUCUUUUGAAGAGAAAACUAGCCUUUUUCAUAAAGUUCCUAUACAGUUACUGGCCUUGGAAUGUCCAUACCCCGAUUUGAAGUCUUCAGUCUUUAAUGAAUUCCAUAAAUUUGCAGAUGAAUAUUGGUCUAAACUUCAAGAGAUUGAUCAACAGUUAAAAGUAAUAUCCAGGAACAUAGGCUGGAGUGAAGAAGAUCACUGGGUUUAUCAGACUGUUAUAAAUCAGUAUCCAAGUGACCUUCAGAGCAGAAGAACUCUGUACUUGGAUAUGCUACAGAGACAUCUGCCUCACAAAUCUAGGCAUGAUCUGGUUGCUCAUGAAAAGGCUUGGGACCAGUAUCAUUUUGCUAGGAAUCAACGUAAAGCUUUGAUUCUAAACUGGGCUCAGGCUAGAAAAGCCUUUUUACUGAAAGCAGUAAUGACUAUUGCUGAAGCCUGUGCUGCUCAUGAGACAGAAGUGAUAUUGGCUAAUAAUAGAAGAAAGCAACAGGAAAUCUGUGCUGAUCUGAAAGGAAAGGUUCUACAGUGGAGAGCACACCAGGAGGAGACAGCCAGACUGGAAGCUGCUAUAGCUGCCAGAAGAAAAGAAAAGGAAGAUGAAAAAGAAAAGAUACAGAAAAAAAAGGAAAUGAUUCAAAGAGCAGAGGGAAAAGAAAAGGUGAGAAUAUACUGGGCUGAAAAACAACGCAAGUGGCAAGAAAUGGAAGAGAAAGAUCUACAGCGUCUGGCAGAACUGAAGAAAUUAAUGAUUGAACAAGCAACUAAAGAUAAAGAAAGGGUUAAGUUUAGACAACAACUGUUGGAAAACCGCCUGAUGGAGAGAAAAGAACUGUCCCUUCAAGAAGCCCAUGAGAAAGAAGAAAGAGAGAGACGUCUUGAAGCCCUCAGGCAACAGGUUGCUGUUGUUGCUGAAAUUGACCCAGCUAGAAUGAUGGCUGAUACAGUGGCAUCUAAAGGUAAAAUGGGCAUUGGAACUGAAGAAGAAGAAUGUGUUCUUCAAAGACCACUGUUUACAUUAAAUACAUACAAUGAACAACAGAUCAUUUCUGACCCUAGAAUUCGUGUUGAGCUAGCUCUUCGAGAAGCUGGACUUCAUAAAACUCCUUAUGCUAAAGAGAUUUUACCAAAAAUUCCUCCACUCAAACUUCCAAGAAAGGACAUGGAAUCAACAGUCUUUAAAAUGUAGAAUCCAGAAUGGAUUUCAGAACUCUUUGACUAUCCUCUGGACUAUAAUAGGAAAAUUUUAAAGAAACUUCUUUAAUUUAGAUAACUUUGUGAAUUUAGGAUACUUCAUAGAAUUAUGGAGUUCUCAGUCAGUGCAGUCAUUUAAAAAUAAAUUUAUUUCCUAUGGAAUGCAUAGUAGGCCAUUUAAUAUUCUCCCCACAAUCUUGAAUAGAGUUUUGGAAUGUCAUGUUCUUUAAGAACUUUUUACUGAGAUAGUAAUCUAAUUAUCUGGAGCUAAAUCAACCCCUUAUGUAAAAGCUUCAGGAAGAGUCACUGUGCAUGGAACCCUGUGUUAAGAUUUCCACACAGCAUCAUGUUUGAGAUGGUGUUUUCCCUCAUUAUAAUCACUGUGGGGUCCAAACCCAAACCUGAUGGAUCUCUGGGGAUCUAUGGGAGGCAUGGGGUCAUCAGCAUGUCCCCUUACUGGUUCUGAUCCUUGGAAGCCUUCUGCCAAUUCCCACCAUGGCAGCGUGGUUCCUUUGGAGCUACACUUAUAGGUAGUCUCCCCCUGGCCCACAGUAGCACCUGAGCAUUCCCCAGGAAACUCUGUGGGAAAGAUUAUAUAAUGUGGGAUCCUGCCCCCAGAUUUACCCUUUUUCAGCCUCCCCCAGUGAAGGCCCUGGAGAGGGCUCCACUGGGUGUGUGAUAGUGUUGAGUCUCUUCCCUGCAGAAGACGUGAUAUCUGUAUGUGGAGGGCUCUUCACACACACAUCACACAGAAUACAAUCUGGCACUUGGUAAACAGCAUUUUGAAGAAAUAUUUUUUGUGUUAAUUGGCAGCACAAAUCUAACAUAACAUCACAAAAAAGUCAUUUUAGAUGGUAAUAUAGUACAUAGAUGCAUCCAACAUAACUUUCGUAUCAGGUUAUAUUACCUGAGAAUUUGAUUUUUUAAUUAUAAAAACUUCAUUAUCAUAAAUGCUUCUAUUAUUCCUUCAUUAUUAUAAGAGGAAACUUAACCUUUCUCUAAAAUUAGAAACCAAUUUGGUGCAUCAUGUUUACUGCAAACCAAUCCAAACAAUUUCAUUUUGCAAUUUAGUCAUUCAGAAUACAUUAUAAAAUUAGAAAUAACAUUUUAGCGCUAGGAUCUGUAUUUUGGUUUUUUGUUUUUUUUUUUUAAAGGAUUUUUUUUCAUUUACAUGAAAGGGAAAUUGAAAAGUAAUUUUGUAUAACUUUGCUUUUUCUAACUUACAUAACAUGCAUGUAACAUGUAUGAAAACAAGAAGUAUCAAAUAUGCACCUAGCAAGCUAAUCACCAUUCAAGAAACUAUUUGCAUAUGACUGAGAAUAUGGUCUUUUUAUUUCAUUUUACAUUAUUUGUCAAAUAAUAUAUACACAUCGAAAUUUCUUAUUCAGACUUUCAUAAAAUACAUACACUGUAUGGCUCAUGCUGUAUUAAGGGACAAUGAAUAUUAGAAUAAAAAUAAGA